UUAGAGAGAGUUUUGUUCCUUUGACUGACAGACAACCUGAAAAUGAUAUGGCUGGUUUCUCAACAUUCAUCAUCUUUACCUCUGUCUUCUGUCAGCUCACAGUAACAGCAACUUCUGGAACUCUGAAAGAAGUGGUUGGUGCCCUUGGUGGAUCUGUGACCUUCUCUCUGAAUUUCACAGAAAAACAAGUUGAGACUGUUAUAUGGAACUUCAGGUCAAUCACUCUUGCCAUCGUAGCUAAGGACCAUGUCCUAGUGCUCCAAAAUCAUAACAAAAACCGGAUAGUCUUUCCAGAUGGAAACUACUCCAUGAAACUCAGCCAGUUAAAGAAGAGUGACUCAGGUGUCUAUCGUGCGGAGAUUCACAGUCCAUCACUUCAGUAUCCCUUCAUCCAGGAGUAUGUGCUGUAUGUCUAUGAGCAUCUAUCAAGGCCCAAAGUCACCAUGGAUGAGCAAGACAAAAAUGGUACCUGCAUAACCAACCUGACAUGCUCCAUGGAAGAAGGAGGAGACAAUGUGACUUAUAGCUGGAAAGCCCUAGGGCGGGAAGUCAGUGAGAUUCAUGAUGGUGCCAUUCUCCCUAUCUCCUGGAGAUUGGGAGAGAAAGACAAGACUUUAAUUUGCAUGGCCAGAAAUCCCAUCAGCCACAGUUCUUCGACCCCCAUCUUUGUCCAGAACCUCUGUGAAGAUGCUGCCAAGGACCUAAAUUCAUCUAGGGUCAUCAUAUACAUCAUACCAUUGCUCAUCACACUCAGUUUCUUGGUGUUUGUCAUUCUUCUUACUAUGCGGACAGAGAAAAGAAAAGGCUCGAAGGAAGACAUGGAGAGAGUGGACAGCCACCAGGAAAAGCCCAACUUCUGUCCCCAGUUGGAAGAGAAUACAGAAUAUGACACAAUCCCUUACGUUAAUGGAACAAGGCUGGAAGAGGACGCAGCAAACACACUUUAUUCCAUUGUGCAGAUCCCCAAAUCGGUGAAGAGUCCCAGCUCCCUGCCUGCAACGCCCCAUAUGCCAAAGCCAUUAAGCUUUGACAAUAUUAUCUAGACAGCAGCACUCUCUCUUCUCACUCAAGAAAACCCUCAAAGAAUUCACCAUUCUCAGCAGAAACGGAAACUUCUAUCAUAGAUUGAAUGUAAAUGCCUCCCCACCCCCCAAACCCAUGUAUUUGCAUACAGAUGGUGAAGGCCAGGCUCAAGGGGGUUCAGAGCACAAUGACUCUUGGGGAUGGGGGUAGAGCCCAUUCACAUUCCAUUUAAUGAAGAAAUUUUCAAGACAGCAUACCAUCUAGGCCAUGACGCAGCCAUAGUCCCUGUAAGAAAUCAAAAACAAAGACAAGGAACAGAAGAUGUGGAAAACACGCAGUUUGAUAAGCAGCAUGAAUGCAUUUAAAGUUGUGGGGAAACUGGGUAUGCACAAUGCAGCUGUAACAGUUAAAGAGACGAGCUCCAUUAAAGAGUAACCCCAGACUUUGCACUAGGACAAUAGAGAAGGAUCACCGAGAGUGAGGCCCUAUCUAUCAAGAACUCCAAGGUAUAAACCGAAAAGCCCAUUUGACAAGCUUUCAUUUAAAAGCAAGACUGCCUGAACACAAAGUGUCCUACUUUGUCUCAUCAGACUGGGAAAGUGUUUCUCCAGAGUCACCUGCACAGGUUCUCAGAGCCUGCUGAAGUCCUGACUCAAGGGGGUGUGGCUCUAUCCUGGCCCAGCAGCAGAACUUGGCAGUGUCCAUAAUGCUGGUGGCUUUGCAGACGGGCAGACUGUAAAAUCUAGGGGCCACUGAGGCUUGCACCAAGGUUCCGGUGAGGGAAAGCCAAGUAAUGUAUAUCAAGAUUGGUCUUUCUGAGUGGAACUGCUGUGUAACCUUGAAUGAAACUCUGAAGGCAAAGUUCAGGUUGCAGUAUAGACUCCAGGAUACCGGAGCUGCAAGGAACAUGAAGCAUCUGCUGAGAAAACUCCAGGCACUGAAUGCAACCAAGAAAUAAGGCAUAUGUGCUUUAGGUAGCAAGGACAUGGAAACAGCCUCCCCAAAAUCCACGGGAGCAUACUGAUGUCACCACGUAUCCAGGAUGCCAGAUAUGGAGCUUCAGGGUUUACGUUCCCCUGCUGGAUCUUGACCUACCUUUGGUCUGCUCUUUCUUCGCUGUGCUCCAUUCCUCCCUUUUCAAUGUUUAUGUGUCCUCUACCAUUGUAAGUAUGUAAGUUUUUAAAUCUUGUUUUAUAGGGACUCACAGCUAAGAGUUCGCCUUUCAUCUCAUAAAAGACAUUGGACAUUGGACUGUUAUGGCCAGGGACUCUUGAAGUUUGAUGGAAUGCAUUUUGCAUUGUAUGACGAUCAUGAGUCCAUGUGAGCCAAAGUGUAGAUGUUAUGGAUUGAGCCUAAAAUAUGCUCCACAGCCUCAUGUGUUUGAACACUUGGUGUUCAGUUUGGACAACUGAUGGUAUUUUUUAGGGAUGCCAUAGAAUCUGCAGAAGACAAGGUCUGCCUGGAGAUGGUGGGUCUCCAAGUGGCAGGCCUUGAAGAUGAUAUUCACUUCUGGCUCUGGGCUGAGCCUUCUGCUUCUACCUCAGGUAGAGUCCUGCCUACCACGAUGUAAAGAAGCAGCCAUUGCAAACUCCCUCCAACACAGACCAAGCCCUUGCAGCCAUCAUGCCUUCUGAUGAUGGAACUUCAAAUCUUCUGGAACUCAAAAUCAAAACAACCCUCUGCCCCUGUGAGUUGCUUCUGUCAGGAUUCUGGCAGAAAAGCAAGAAGAGCAAUUAAUACAACUUCUUUCCAGAAUAAGCUAUUUGCAUGCUGCUUUGGACUCUGAGGUUCAUUUUAUCCCACUGCUGAGAACUCUCCUCAAACCCAGAGUCUGUAUUCCUUUCUGUAAAUGUGACUGUGAAUCUGUCAGUUAGGUCUAAGAAAAAAAAGCCCAGGAAUGUCUCGACAUGUAAGUACAAUAUUAAUUAAGGCCUUGGGACAGGAUCUCAAGACCCGUCUUAUUUCAGAACUUGAGAUCAGAGUUAUACAAGGAGACUGCUUGCCAGGACAGACAGACAUGUCCAGCACAAGCCACAGAAACCAUGACUACAGAGUACCAGAAGGCCCCAAGUGGGUAUGCAAGUGCCAGAGGUCAAAAUGCACAAGGACAGAAAACCCAACUAAACACCUAUGUUUGGCUGGUACCAUCCUCAUUGGGUGUCCAUCACUCAAAGCAUGUGGUGAUGGACAAGGACCCCUUACCUCUACUUCACUUGUACUUGCAUGCUCCAGGGGAAAAGCCUAAGCCCUGGACCUAUAGAGGAGUCCAUCUUUCUCCACAGAGAAAUAGCCUGAACACACAUUUUGGAUCUAGUUCACGACCUGGAGUCAAGGGAUAGAGUCUGGGGUUUGAUGGCUUGAAAAAUCUUUACAGUUGUUAAA
Messenger RNA from Peromyscus leucopus (white-footed mouse), 3405 nucleotides. RefSeq names its product SLAM family member 7 (gene Slamf7). The record is from RefSeq and is a predicted model, not a curated record. The coding region runs from base 48 to 1043 and encodes 331 amino acids. Gene Ontology annotation, biological process: T cell activation. NCBI's taxonomy places the organism in Eukaryota, Metazoa, Chordata, Mammalia, Rodentia, Cricetidae. The transcript has 7 exons. Gene Ontology annotation, cellular component: external side of plasma membrane.